GUCAGUUGUCAAAAUGUUGAUUUGUUGUACUGAUUAUUGUUUUAUCUCUGAUCUUGUAGAUUGUUGCUAAGCAUUUAAACCCAUGUAAACGAUGAGAUUUAACAUAAUUGGAUACACAUAUCAAUACAUAGUGAAUUAAAGCACUUCUUUUUAGUUAUGUUAUUUAAAAAUAAUUUGAAAUGUCUGGUUAUACAGUUUUCUAAUAGGAAAAAUGUAUUCACUGAUAUCUUUGCUAUUUUUGAGUAUCUUACUAAUAAACAAAAGCUAUGCUCAAGAGGUAAAAUGCCCAGUUAAAUGUAUUUGUAAGCAGAUUUCUCCUAAUGAAGGCUUUUUAAAAAUGACAUGUGGGGAGCAUAAUAAAAUAUAUCAUUUAGACGAAUUGGAUUUAUUAAAUUUAGCUAGUGAAAUUAUACAAUUAAAUUUAUCUGGGAAUGGCUUGACUUCAUUCUUUCCGAAAGUAGAGCUUAUUGCCCUGCAAAAAUUAAAUCUAAGUAGGAACCAAUUAACAGAACUCAAGGCUCAUCAGUUCAAUGAAGUCCCAAAUAUAAAAAGACUCGAUUUAUCUGCUAAUAAUAUCAAGCACAUAGAUCUGUUGGCUUUCAGUGGAUUGAUCCAUUUGGAAAAAUUAAAAUUGAAUCAGAAUCAUAUCAGUGCUAUCACUAUUGGGACGUUUGCACCUUUGGAAAAAAUAAAACAGUUGGACAUAUCUAAUAAUCCAUUAGUAUGUGAUUGCAGUUUGUUGUGGUUACACGAUUGGAUACUGAGGCAGUCUGUUAAACUACUGUCAAAUCCUAAGUGUAUGUCUCCAUCAACUUUCAAAGGAAGGCCGUUGAGAAAAUUGAAAAUCGGAGAUGAUAUACAUUGUAAAUCACCAGCUGGAAACAGUGGCCUACCAAUAAUAGAAUUAAGGCCCAAUGAAGAUCAGGUGGCAUUUGAAGGGGAUUCUCUAACUAUGCAGUGCUUCGCUCCUAGUAUUUCCGAUUCUCUGGAGGACCCUCUACAAAGCGGUAUACAAUGGACUUGGUUGGAUUCCAACCCCGAACUACAUUUUUCCGAUAUCCACGUCGAAAACGAAUUACUGGGAAGUGCAGGAAGAAUAUCCAGUACUCUUGUCAUACCGAAACUGACAAAAAAUCACACAGGGAUAUGGAACUGUCAGUUUUUAUCUCUACAUGGCAAUCACUCAAAAGGUAUAACUGUUGUGGUGAUCUCUAAUGAAACGAAAUACUGUCCAAUGACGAUAACGAAAAAUAAUAAGGGAGUGUACAAUUGGCCACGGGGAAUAGCGAAUUUCACAAUAACCAUGCCGUGCGAAUCUCUAAAUUUAAAUUAUGACGUUACUCACCAAAAAGCUUCUUACACGUGUACCGAAACCGGGGAAUGGUCGAAUCUAAAUACGACUAUGUGUUCCUACAUCUCAGAUAAUACUAAGAUAUUGAAACAAUUUUCUAUGGUAAAUACAAGUAUAGAAGAAAGUGCGAAACAUUUUAGAAAUUACACGAUGAACAAAACCAUAUUUAAAGACGUCGUCGAUUUAUAUUACGCCGUUUGUACAAUAGAAAAUUAUGUAAAAUACGCUCCUAAAGAACACGUCGGAACUAUAGCUUCUAUUUUGAUGGAUUCGGCGAAUAAUUUGAUGGAUUUGUCAAGGGGUUAUUUGAGACAAACCGAUUUGGAGUAUGGUACAUCACGAAGAUUGAUUUCCGCCACAGAAAAAAUUGCCCUCUUUCUAAAUCCCACCAAUUUCCAUAAGAACAAUCUGGCUAUAGAAAUAUUUCCUGUGAGAAAAGAAAACUUCAGGGGCCUUACAUGUACCCUGUACAGUAAUCCGAACAACAAGAAAGAUUCUCUGUUUUCUUGUGCGCCCAGUCAUCAACAGGAAAUUUCUAGUUAUCAAGGAAAAAUCACUGAAGCUUCAGUUACAAUACCCGAAACUCUUUUUAGACAGUUAAAGAAUAAAGAAAAUUUGACAAAUAAAGAUUAUGACAUACUUGUAGCAAUGCAUUCGAAUAGCAAAUUGUUUUCUAUCGAUAGAAAGCGGUUUGGAAAAGAAGAUGUUACAUCGGCAGUCGUUGGAGUUCAAUUAGUUGAUUUUUCCGUAACGAACCUCACGGAUCCAGUUUACAUAAUGCUGCGUACACCUACAACAACAAUCUACGAAGUUACGCCCUUCAUACCCGUAUGGUGGAAUUCUUCUAGUAACAAUGGUUCGGGAAGCUGGACUUCGAAAGGAUGCAGAUUUUCGCACGAUUUACAAGAACACACUGUAUUUUCUUGCGAACAUUUCGGCUAUUACGGUUUGUUACAAGAAGUAACCGUAAUAAACGAUCGACAAAUCGGCGCAAGAUUUAAAUUAAAUCACCCCGCGGUAUACGUAGGGGUUUUUAUAUUAUUCACCACAUUUCUAAUCGUUAUUUUAACUUAUUCUCUUUGCUACGUAACGAUACAAAUACCGAAAAAAACGAAACAUUCCCUUAUAAAUACUUGGAUUUCGAUCUCAUUAUUGACUUUCAUGUAUAUAUUUGGAAUAUUUCAAACAGAAGAUGUCAAAUUAUGUCAAAUCGUCGGUAUGAUUUUACAUUAUUUCACUUUAUGUUCCUUAUUGUGGAUGUGCGUCGGCGUUAAUUGCAUGUACAAACGUUUAAGUAAAAACGAUAUAAUAGGUUUACAAGACGACGAUUUACAAUCGGAUUACCCCAUACAAAAACCCAUAUUAGGUUUAUAUUUAGUAGGUUGGGGUAUAGGCUUGAUAAUAUGCGGUCUAUCCGCCGCUAUAAAUAUGAACGAAUACGCUUCGACGGGCUAUUGUUUCCUUAAAACCGGUCCGGCUUUAAGCGCCCUCUACAUCCCUUGUAUAAUCCUCGUUAUAUUUCUAGUGAUAUUUUUCCUUUUAAUAAGAUGCGCCGUUUACAAUUCGGACGCUAACGGACAUUUAAGCGAAGGUACUCAAGCUACCGAACACGUCGAUUUGGAUCUAUUAGAAUCCGAACCGAAUUUUCCUCGAAUAGAAACUCGAAGUAUAUCAACGAAAACGGCUUCUAGCGAUGUAGAAGAUCCCGAACACGCCCCAUCCGCUCAACUAAAGGCUUACGUUAUAUUUUUAUUUAUUUAUAUAAUGACUUGGUUGAGUUGCGCGUUCGCUACCGCCUCUCCUUUUCAUAUGAUCUCGUUCGAAAUGGAUUUUUUUAGUAUUUUAUUCGCCAUAUUAUCGACUACUUUGAGCGCUUUUACUUUAUUUUUUUAUUGUAUAGCGCGUAAUGACGUCAGAACGCAAUGGGUUCUAUUAUUUAGGUGGUUAAAAAAUAAACGUAUCUGUAGAUCACGACACGUUUCCGAUACGGUAUUAAACGUCCCCCAAAUACAAAUACAACCCCUUCCCUUACCUCCGGUUAAUAACAUAGAAUCCCAAAUCAUAUCUAGAUCUACAAGUAGGGCUAGUACUAAAUCUAGAACUAGUAACGCCCUUAAAGGAGCAGUGGAUUUGAACGAAAGUUUUCGCGACACUAACGGCGCUAAAAUAAACAACGUUAAUUUAGUAGUACUACACCGAGCGCAAUACCGAACCAGCAUCAUACCGAACAUAAUCGAAAAUCCCACUAACGCCGAAUUAUUUUACAACCCGCACCAGAGUACCGUGGCGAGGAAAUUUUUUAAACGCCAAAAAAGAAAAAAUAACCUACCUAAACCGCCGAGAGACGUGAACAGCGAUACGGCUUCGGUGUUUUCCGAACCGAAACUAAAAAUUAAAAAUCAUUCCGAACAAAAUAUGUUCGGAACGAAUACGAAAGUAAAUAACACUAAUAUACACGUCGAACAAAAAUACAAAACGAAACACCGGAAGAAUCCGAAUAUAUUUUCGGAUAGCGCCGAGGAUUUCGAUUCGGAAAAUAAUAUACCGGUGGAUGAUAUAGUGAAACACGCGGAAAGGUUGCGCGAUAAGGAAUUGACGAGGAAUAAGAUUAGGAAAAAGAGUUCGGAAAAUAAUAUGCAUUCCGUAUCGCAGCAGUGUACUUUGGAUUAUAGUUCGGAAACGAUAUCGGAUUCGAUAUUGGAUAAGAUGAGUCCGGAUAAAGUGGUUAGGGAGAGUUUUAAUACGACCGAAACUAGCGAAGCGGUACCUUCGGUAAGAAGGGAGAAUAGUCCUUUGAGCGUUUUAACUGAACAAGAUAACGAAUAUUAUCAGAAAAGCGGUAAAACGGGUGAAUCUGUAAGUUGUAAUUUGAGCGGUAUGGAUACGUCGUCUGUAGGUGGAGCUUCCACGCCUAGAAUAUACGUAAAUCCUCAAGAUUCGAGAUUAGGUAAAGGCGACGGACGUAGUAGAGCUAGUAGCGUAUCGGUUAGCGAUUUGGACGAACUAUACCAACAGAUUAGACGGGGACCGCAAUCUAAACGACAUAAAAAUGUUUAUGGUAGUUCUUGCCUAUCCGAUUCGGAGAUUAAUUCUUUUAUAAGUGAUAAUAGACAAAGGAGAGAUUUGAGGAGUCACGACGAAUUUGAUAUUAUAAGCGACGAUGUCGAAACGAGAGUUUAAAUACUGUAGAAUAGAUGCCGCUACUAGUUAUGGUUCUAUGUAAUUGAGUGAUUAGCCGUUGUAGGGCAACAGUUAGUUGUAUAUUUUAGAUAAUGGAAUGUACGGAGUGUUUAAUUUAUUUGAUUAUGAAAAAUAAUUGUGAUCAAUUAUUUACAACGAUAUAACCUCAAUUUGGAAUGUUCUUUCGUUUUUUUGAGUUAUUUAUAUGACACCCGAUAACCCAAUUAACGAAAUAAGAGGCUGUUUAUCUUUAAGAUUGUUUAAUUCACCACCUUUCGUUAAAUAUUAUUGUCCAGGGACGUAAUAACUAUUUUGAAGAUAAUUUUUACACGACAUAACCUUAAAUUCAACUCCUUUCUUCUCUUUGAAUUAUAGAGUUUUUUAUAUGACACCAAAUAACCGAGUUAAGAUGCUGUAUAUCUCUGAGAUUGUUUCAUUCACCACCUUUCGGUCAAUGUUAUUCUCUCCAGGGUCGUAUCAUCUUUUCUUCUCUACAGGUCGCGAUUCUGCACGAUUAAAACUUCAUUUAACCAUUUUUUUCUUUGGUCUUUCCCUCCUUUUACCUUCUUGUCCUUCUUCAAUAACCAUAUUCUGCAAAUCUAUUUCAAGGAAUUCUUUUAGUAGUCUAUACCAUCUUUCUCUUUGAGCUUUUAUGUAUAUAUAUACCUUCAGUUCUUUUUUCCCAAGUCCUCCUUUUCCUUUCCCAUACAACCAGUUUUGUUUGAUUAGCCUUUGCUUAAACCCAUGUUUUACUUCCGUACGUAACUGUUGGUCGUAUUAUUGUUAGGUAUUCUAAUUUUGGCUUCUCUUGAUAACUCCUUUGAUCUUAUCAACCUAAUUAUUCCACGGCUUUACUUCCUUUGGCUAAUCUUCUAUUUAUUUCAGUACGCUCCUCAUUUUUACUUGAGUGUUACUCUCAGGUUUUUUUAUAUAAAAAGCAAGCACUGGAGUAGUUCAAGUGCUGGUUCAUGUGGAUAUUGAUCUUGAACUUCUGUAGGCUGUAGAGCUCGAGGAGGAUGUCGUUCAGGUUCCUCCUCUUAUCUAUUUAAUAUUCCUUCAAAGUAUUUGUCCAUUUUUCAACUUUUUCAUGAUUUAUUAAAAGAAGUCACUUAUAUAAGGUACUUAGUAAUUAAUUGUGACCUCUCUUGAUUUUUUGUCAUCUUGGUAUCUUCUUAAUUCUUUGUUUCUAAAGUGCUCUUAAAUAUUUUGUAGUUUAUUACGCAUCUAUAUUCACUUUCUCUGCCUGAGUAUCUUUUUAUUAUUUUUUCGGAUUUCUGAGUAUUUUCUCUUGUUUUUAGUCGAGUCAGUUCUAGUGUACGGUGGCACUACAUCUUCGUCAUCAGACGAUUGUAAAAUAUCAAAAAUUAAAGAAAUCGUUUUCCAUUAUUGUUAAUACUACAAGGCCUGAAUCGCAUCAAAUAACCUCAAAUAUAACAAUCAUUGCUCUCUGCACUACUCUACACUAUAUCUUCCUUUGUAUCCGAUCGAACUAAUUCUAUACACUCAUGAACUGGCCUACACUAGUCCAGUUCCAGUGCAGCUACCAAGAACAAACCUCUUAUCAGGUCUGUGGCUUUCAUGGGUAGUUCGAAUUGUUGAGGGAAUAGUCCCUUAUUAAUAUUUAAUCAAUUCGCUGAUGAUUGGUCUUGCUUUUAAUUUUUUUUUUCAAUAAAUUUGUAAUGGAUAAUAUUUUUUGACGAUCCGACCCAACUUCGAUUUUUAUAAACAUUUAAACAUAAUUAUGUAUCAAGGUUUUAUCUACUAGUGUCACUGAAAAGUUUUUACUGUUUUGAUUUAAGGCCUGAAGUUUGAUUUCUGCGACAAAUUUACAACAUGCUUUUUGUUAAAACGUACAAGGUGAGUCAAUAUUAAUCAAAAUUCUAAAAAAAUCUUUGGACUAAAAACAGAUAACAGUUUGGACAAAUAAUAAUAUAUUCGAAGAAAGUAUAUUUUCCUUUCCCAUAUAUUUGUCUUUGUCUGCUUUGUUGAGUAUCCAUGUUGCUCGUAUCUUGUCUUUCGAUAAAUAUUUUUCAUUUUAUUUUAUAUCAUUUUCAUCAGAAUUGGACUUGUCUUAAUUUCUUUUAGGUCUAUUGAAAAAUUUCUAUUUGUUCCUUACAUUUGUGGUGUCUAAAUUUUAUUAAUUUUAUUUUAAACAUUCUGUAUAUAUUUUUAAUGAAUUAGGUGUAGUAAAAACCAUGACGGAUUUUAAUUUACUUUUCUUAGAGUGAUAUUAUUUAUUUGAAUGAACCUGUAUAUAUUUUUAAUAUUUAAUAGGAAAGAAAAAUUUAAUAAUUUAUUUGUUUAUCCGGUACAAAUUGGGGUAAAUAGUACAGUGAUAGAUUGGAGUAAUAAAAAAAAUGCUUGAAUAAAAUAAAUACAGGGUAAUACAUAAAUAAUGAGACAAGUUGUAUUUACUAUGCAUUAAAAGAAAUCAGCUACAAAUUUUUGUCGCUCGUUUAUUCACUUUUUUGAAUAGUUUCAUUAUUUUUAGAAAACUUGAGUAUACUUUUUAUAUUUUCAAAAUAUUACUCCUUUUAGAGAUAUUUGAAUUUAAUUAUUCCAAAAUAUUCCACCUGAUUUGGGUUGUAGUUCGUUGAUGCUUUUUGAUGCAACAAUAGAGAAUUUAAUUUCUGUUUCAAUUGCCCUUUCGUUAUCGUCCAUUGUCCUAUACAUGCACACUUAUCCGUUUAAUAUUCCAUUCUUUAUUUUUUCUUCUAUUUUUAAUAUACUAGAAUACACCUCAAUCAAUCUCUAAUCAUCAUUAUAGUUCUUGAUUCCACUUCCAUAUCUCUUUUUAUUUGUGUAAUUGAUGCUUCUAUCAAUGUUCUCAUGUAGCAUUUAGUUCCUAUUCUAUUUAGUUUUUCUUCUUCUUCACUUUAUCAAUUUUCUUAAUUAUAAUUCGACUAUUCUCUCCUCGUGCUCCCCAAUUUUAUUUGUUUUUAUUCAUGCUUUGGUUGUUUCAUUCUAUCUUUUCAUUUAUGUUCUGCUUUUAUUAAUUUUUUCACUUAACAUUUGGUUUCUUCUUAUUUAUGUUCUCGUUUAUAUUCUUGAUGCUUUCAUCAAUUUUAUUUACUUAGCAUUUGGUUUCCCUUCUUGUUUUCUUCUCCACCAUUUGAUCAAUUUUUUAAAUUAUAAUUCAUGUUUCAAUCAUUAUCUUAUGAUUUUAUAAUGACUUCCAUCUAUUUUCUCAGUUUACAAUUGCUUUAUUUUUAUAUUCUUAUUCAUAUUUUCAUUUCUUUCUUGGUGCUUUCAUCAGUUUUCUCACUUUACAUUUGGCUUCUGUCCUUAUUAUUUUCUCCUCCAUUCCAUUAAUUUUCCCCAUUUAAAUUUUGACCAUUUAUUUGUAGAAAUUGUCAUUUUUUAUGUUCCAAUCAUACUCUUUUAUAUUCUUAUUUUUGUUUUCUUUUCUAUUCUUUGUGCUUUCAUCAAUUCUCGCACUUAACAUUUUGUUUCAUUCGUAUUAUUCCUUGUUGUUUCUACUUCAUUUAUUAAUAUUCUUGAUUAUAUUUGGCUAUUUUUGUCAAUGCCGUCAAUUUUUCAUUUAUAUUUCAAUUUAUUCUCUUAGUGCUCUCAUUGUUUUCUUCAAUUUUAUUUAUAUUUAUUUUCUCAUUUUUCCUCGUGUUGUUUUCUUCUAUAUUCUAUUUAUAUUAUAUUGGCUUUCGUCAAUUUUCUCAUUUAACAAUUGGUUUAUUUCUUCUCUUUUCUUGUUUUUUCUCUUUUCCAUCUCAUCAAUUUCCUCAGUUAUAAUUUGCCCUGUAGAAAUUUUAAUUUUGAUAUAUUCAUUUUCUUGUUGUUUGUAUUGGUUUCCUCAAACUUAUUCAUGUUCUUAUUUCUAAUCUUGUUGCUUUCUUUUAUCUUCGUAUUUAUGCUUUCAUUUCUAUUCUGGGUUUUUUCAUCAAAUUUCUCACUUAACAUAUAAUUUUUUUCUUAUUCCUUGUUUUAUUUACUCCAUUUUAUCAAUUUUACUAAUUUUUACUAAUUAUAUUUGACUAUUUCUUGACGAGUUCCUGAAUUUUUUAUUUAUAUUUCAAUUUAUUCUCUUGUUGCUCUAAUUUAUUUCUUUAAUUUAUUUAUGUUCUCAUUCUUUCUCAUGUUCUUUUUCUGUCUUCUUAUUUGGGCUUUCGUUCAUAUUAUAGUGGCUUUCAUCAAUUUCCUCAUUCAACUAUUGGUUUAUUUUUUUUUCUUCAUUUCGUCUAUUUCUUUAAUUAUAAUUUCGUUUGUCGAAAUUUUCCUUUUUUUAUGUUUCCUUCACGCACUGAGUUACUUUGACUGGUUUCCGUAAACCUAUUUAUGUUCUUAUUCAUUUUCUUGUUAUUUUCUUCUAUAUUUUUAUUCAGGUUUUUAUUAACAUGAUUUUCAUCAAUUUUGUCCCUAGACUUUUGGUUUCUUCCCUUUCUCUGAUGUUUUCUUCUUCAUUUCUUCAAUUUUUUUAAUUAUAUUCUAUUUUUUGUUGAUUCCGUCAAUUUUUUAUUUAUGUUUUUAUUCGUAUUCUUCUUGCCUUUAUUGGUUUCUUUAUACUUAUUUAUGUUCUUAUUUCUUCUCUUAUCGCUUUCUUCUUAUUUAUAUCAUUUCUAUUCUUGGUGCUUUCAUCAAAAUUUGAUUUCUUGUUUUUUUUCUUUUGAUCUAUUUCCUUUAUUGUAAUCUGACUAUUUUCUUGUAGAUUUCUCAAAUUUUUAUUUUUGCCCAUUGUUUCAAUCAUGUUGUACAAUGUUGCCAUAUCAUUUAUUUGUUCUGGUUAUGUUACUAUGUUCUUCACAUUACCAUUGUCUAACCAUGACAGUUUUGUGAUCUGAGUACGUUCGAUAUUAUUGCCUCAUCAUACAACAACUACAUUUCAGUAUUUAUACAUCUUUUUUUUUCGAAGUCACCAUUUAUCCAGUUAUGAAAUUGAUUGUCCGUUUAUUUAACAGUCUCGAAAUGAAAAUUGAAAAUGAAAUAUCCUCAUAAAAAAGUCCAGGUGAGUUAUAUCGAAGGAUAUAGGUGGCAAUACAAUAUUGGGUCUCGUGUGUCUAUCCAAACACCAAAAAAUGUUCAUUUAUAAACUGGUGUAACUAGAGAACGUUACAUAGAAUUGCCCCGUUUUGUUAAAGCGCCUACUCAAUGAAACCCUACAUGAAAAUUACAUCACAAUUUUUUACAUAACUUAAGGGGUCAUAUUUACAGGAUAGAAUUGUACUAUUUACCCCUAUCUCUCACAUGCUUAACCGAUUUUUAUACUUGAUAUUUUAAUAUUUUAAUUUUUGAGAUUUUUAGUGGUGUAAAUAUAUUUUAAUUAUAAUAUGCCUGAAAAUUUUGAAUACAGUGUGCCACAGUCAUAGGGAAUAGAUUGGUGAUAUUCGAUAUCUAAAUUUAUUCCAUAUGGUAUAAGAAACUACAGUACAAAUUUUUAAUUUUUUGUUUGGGGAUAAAAACCGAUAGUUAGUACUAAUUAUACAAGGUUAAUCAUUAUAAAUCACUAAUUUCUUAUCAUUGUUUGUAUAAAAAAAAGUUUCAUACCAAAAUAUAAUUUUGAAUAUUUUUUUUUCUCAACAUGUAGUAAUAAUGAUAAUAAGGGAUGGGUAAUUUAUAAUAAAUAAUCAAUAAAUAAUACUAAAUUGUGGUUGUUAAUGUCUAAGAACAAUAUAUGUAGUUUAUGGCAAACUAUAGAAUUGUUUCUACUACUAUAAUUUCAAUUUAUAUUUGUGAAAUCGGUAUAUCUAUUUUUCUAGCUUUAAAAUAAAUAUUAUCAAAAUAACGAAAUAAAAACUUAACCUAAGUAACUCAAAUAUCAUAACUUGAUAAAAAAAACCAAAAAGUGAAUAGUAUAUACUUACAAUGAAAUUGUAUCUAAAUUCCUCAGCAAAAUAAUAAAUGGCUGCAAAGCAACCUACCACCAUAAUUUUUUUGAUUGAAAAUAAAAAUAAUCAAGAAAAAGUUGAUUUAGGUUUAAAAUCUGUAAAUUCGUCUCUAAACCACAGUAAAAUAAAAUUACUGGUAGCCAAAAAUAAAGUAAAUUAAAUGGAGUUGAUCGGACCGCAUCGGGUGUUUACUAUUUAGUGACGUCACACGCGGUUGAAUGGUCUGUUUGCAAAAUAUUUAAAUUUAACCAAUUACUAUUAUUCAAAUUAUCAUGUUUUAACAAAUAAUAAAAAAGUAUUUUGGGAAUUUUUGGACGUUUUUUGAUUAUAUUAAUAAUUAUUUUUAAUAUUCUGUAAUUGGCGAACUUAAUGGAAUUGAAAUAAAAUAAUUAAAAUGGGGUUUUAGGAGUACAAAAUGACUACUUUCGGGGUACAAGAUUCGAUACGCGAUUCGCAUAAAAAGAAUAGAAAACUCAUUUAAUGAGUAACUACCGUUGGUCUCAUUAUUUAUGAGGAUUAACCGUGUUUUUAUUGCUUUCACUCAGGUGAAAUUGCUUAGCACGCUUCACGAAUCGACUAUAAAUAUCUAUAAAUAAUUUUUUUUUCAUAAAUUUCAGUAUUUUUUUGUCGAUUUUCGUACAUUUUUAUCUAUGUUUCCAUUCAUGCUCUUGUUGCUUUCACUAGUUUCUUUAAUCUUAUUUAUGUUCUCAUUUCUUCCCUUGUUGUUUUCUUAUAUCUUCUUUAUUUAUGCUUACAUUUCUGUUAAAUAAUGGAGCUUUCAUUCCAUCAAUUUCCUUCUUUCAAAUUUUGACCAUUUUCUCGUCGAAAUUGUCAUUUUUUAUGUUUCCAUCAUGCUCUUGUUGUUCUCUUUUAUCUUCUUAUUUGUGUUUUCAUUUCUAUUCUGGGUUUUUUCAUCAAUUUCCUUUGUUUAAAUUUUGGUCAUUUUUUUAUGAUUCCAUCAUGCUCUUGUUGCUUUCUUUUAUUUUCUCAUUUAUAUUUUAAUUUCUAUUCUUGGUGCUUUUAUCAAUUUUCUCACUUAACAUUCGACUAUAGAUCUGAAGAUAAAUUUUUUCCUGUUUAAAUAUUUUAAUAUGUUCUUCUUGAUCAAUUGUCUUGAUUAUAGGUCUCUUUUGAUAAAAAGUUAGUUCAAAAAACAAUAAUAUUGAUGUUUCGACCUUUUCGGUCCUUAACAAAAUAUGAUUUUGCAUUGACAAUUUGCAUAUUCCGAUUUAAUUUCAAAAAAUAAUAUAAAAGUGUCACUGCUGGUAUUCAACUAACUGAAACCUUGGAAUCAACUAAAAAAGGGGUGAUUUGUUGCGUCGAGUAGGUAGGUUAAGACCACGGAAUCGGACCACUUGUUAUCAAUGAACGAAUAAACACCACACCUCCAACGCUCUCUUGAUAAUGGCUUCAAAGCAGGAGCCGAAACGUCGAAAAUUCCACCGCAGUUCUAACUAAACUAAUUCUUCGGUUCAUAAUCCUAACUUUGUAAUGACUGUAACGCUGUUUACAUAGGACAAACAUCUCAGUGUUUAUAAUCUGAUUAAAAGGUCAUCAGUAUGACAAAAAAGAUAAAACUGCAUUAACGAACCACGAAACUUUUGUAAUAGAAUCAAAUACGAUAAAAAGAGAAUUAGACAGACAAAAUGUCUAUGAUAAAAAACAUUAAAUAAGUUUGUUAUAAAUUUUGAUGCAACUUCGAAUAAUUUGAUUGGUGGUAUAUUUUUGAAAUGUAACAAAUAAAAAAAAUAUUUUUCGUGGUUGAAACAGAUUUUUAGUUUGAUAUUCAUAUUUUUUUUGUAAUAUAAUUAUUGUCAAUGUCGAGUCAUAUUAAGAUAAAGACCUAAAUGGAUUGAAACUUCAAUAUUUUCAACUAAUUUCUAAUCUGGAGAGACCUAAAAUCAAAACUAUUUAUCACGAAAGGCCUAAAAAUGCUGAUUGACUAUUUUUGUUCCUAUACUUCUAUAACGAUAUAAAAGGGCACUGAUAAACGAACAAAACUUUAGUAUAGUUUUUAGAGUGCGGCACUUUGUAUAUUUUUCUCGAUUGAACAUUUGUGAUUUAGGUUAAGUAAAAAUUUCAUGUUUUGUAUUGUAAUAAACCGUAAAUUUUAUUUAUUUUGCAAAAAAAUGGAACGUACUGUAUACCAAGCAAACAUUGUGAAUGUUUAUAUAUAAAUAUGCUUAUGUGAUACAUCAAUCAAUAGCAAAAAACACGUUAGUCAUUUUUGAUCAUAUGUAUUUUCAAUGAGUCACUCUAUAGAUUGUUUAUUAUGUUUUCUAUGCUAAAUACUCCCUGUAUAUAUAGAAUAUCUGUGUUAAGAUGUUAUUUUCAUCGGAUUUAUUGUAUACAGUAAACAGCUCUCUAUUUUUUUCUACUUAAUGUAUACAGGGGCUUCCCAGAUUGAUUUUUCUAUGAAUACCAUAUAUUUUCAAACUUUUAUCAGUGCGAUAUGAAAGAGAAUGCUCAAUAUACGAUGUAUCACAUGCUUACUGCAUACAUGCCUUAAUGUGUUUGUAAAUAUUGUAUGUAUAAACAAUAUGUCGAUAAAUGUUCAAAUGAAUAUCAUAUUAUAUAGUAGCAUUUAUGUCACACACUAUAUAAUUUUUAAAGACUGUUGAAACAUAAAUUGUAUUACUGUAUAUUAUCGAAAAAUAUUUAUACCUAAUUAGUUGUGAGAAUAUAAAUUUAUUGC
Diorhabda sublineata is the source of this 13063-nucleotide messenger RNA. Its product is annotated as adhesion G protein-coupled receptor A3. Gene Ontology annotation, molecular function: G protein-coupled receptor activity; protein binding. The record is from RefSeq and is a predicted model, not a curated record. Lineage: Eukaryota; Metazoa; Arthropoda; Insecta; Coleoptera; Chrysomelidae. Gene Ontology annotation, biological process: cell surface receptor signaling pathway; G protein-coupled receptor signaling pathway. The transcript is spliced from 8 exons. Gene Ontology annotation, cellular component: plasma membrane. The coding region runs from base 212 to 4531 and encodes 1439 amino acids.